AUGCGACAAACAUGGCAAGAUCCCAGGCUAGCAUUUGGUGCGUUGGAUCUCGGCAUGGCGAAGCAGAUCUCGUCACUCACUGUCGGCGUAGACUAUUUGGACCGAUUAUGGAAGCCGGAUACGUUUUUCCCGAACGAGAAGAAAUCGUUUUUUCACCUCGCCACCACGCAUAACUCGUUUCUUCGAAUCGACAGCGACGGCACGGUCUACACUAGUCAACGGCUCACUGUCACCGCCACUUGUCCGAUGAAACUGCAGCUGUUUCCGAUGGAUUCGCAACGAUGCAAGCUCGAGAUUGAAAGCUACGGCUACAGUAUCCUCGAUAUAAACUAUGUGUUCGCCUCGAAAGAGUCCGUGACGCGGUCUGAAUUCGAACUACCACAAUUCGUGCUCGUCGAUGUGAAGAUCAGCAACAAGACGGAAAAACUCAGCUCAGGUGAAUACUCUCGACUCACGAGUUAUUUUCUAUUCAAACGGAAUAUCGGCUUCUACAUCAUACAAAUCUACCUGCCAUCAGUGCUCAUCGUUGUUAUUUCAUGGGUAUGGUGA
Molecule: messenger RNA, 549 nt
Organism: Cooperia oncophora
Lineage: Eukaryota; Metazoa; Nematoda; Chromadorea; Rhabditida; Trichostrongylidae
Source: the annotation of a GenBank genome assembly